Messenger RNA from Solanum lycopersicum (tomato), 1207 nucleotides. It is a transcript of the gene BRC1a, whose product is annotated as TCP transcription factor BRC1a. Gene Ontology annotation, cellular component: nucleus. Gene Ontology annotation, biological process: regulation of secondary shoot formation. The record is from RefSeq and is marked validated. Gene Ontology annotation, molecular function: sequence-specific DNA binding; DNA-binding transcription factor activity. Lineage: Eukaryota; Viridiplantae; Streptophyta; Magnoliopsida; Solanales; Solanaceae.
UUUUAAAGAUGUACCCUUCGAGCAAUUACAGCCCCAAUAUUUCCAGCUCUUCAUCUUUCUUUCACAUUAAUAUUCCAUCUCCUUCUAUGCAAUAUGAACCCGAAUUCAUCCAAUAUUUCCAUGAUUUUCAAUUCAUCCAACCUAGUUACGAUCAGAAUACCAAUAUUCCUGCAGAAGAAGCUGCUGAUUCGGACAAACUAGAUAAAAUAGAAGAAGAUCAAUCAAUCAUAAAAAGCUGCAAUAAUAACAAGAAGGAUGAGAAGAGUAGUAGCAGUACUAGUACUAUUCGUAGAAAAAACAACAAGAGAACUACGAGUGGUAGUGCUGGUGUAGGACCUUCGAAGAAAGAUAGACACAGCAAAAUCAACACGGCACAUGGCCCAAGAGACCGAAGAAUGAGACUAUCACUUGAAAUUGCUCGCAAAUUCUUCAAUUUGCAAGACUUGCUUGGGUUCGAUAAAGCCAGCAAAACUGUAGAAUGGCUACUCACAAAGUCAAAAUCAGCGGUGAACGAUCUGGUUCAGAAAAUUAACAAAGACAAAUGCAGCGGUAGUGAAAAUCCUAAUAUUGCUACUGUAUCAUCUCCUUCCGCCGAAUCAUGUGAAGUUAUCGACGAAUCAGCUGCAACUAAUACAGCAGAAACUCAGAAGCAACAGAAGAAAAAAGUUAAGUCGAUUCGUAGGGCAAUAAUUCAUCCAGUUGUUGCAAAGGAAUCAAGGAAAGAAGCAAGAGCAAGGGCAAGGGAAAGAACAAUAAUAAAGAAAAGCCUAAAUGAUAACACGAAUAAUAAUAAUAAUGGUGAUCAAUCUAUGGCUGAUGAGGAUUUAACAAGAUCAUUAAGAUCUUGGAAUACUACAUUUGAAGAUCAUCAAUCAGGUAUUCAAGGCUAUAAUAAUAAUAAUAAUAUGAAUGUUGUUGAUAACUUUAAUUUGGUGGAUACUAGCAAUUGGAGCCCAUUUAUGUUCAACUAUCACCAAAUCAAUACUGAAAUUUCUCAAGAGCAUCAAUUUGCGAACUUCCAGUAUUCUGGGAAGUUAUGGGAAGCUUAAUUAGGGCAAAGAAGUUCUUGUUGAUUUAGUGCAACUUCACAAGAAGGCUAUUUGGUCAUGUUGGUAAUGUAAAAUGAAUUUGUCUAUUUUAUUAUUGUGUGUAUUCCAUGAAAAAACAACUUGUAUUUUUCUUAUAAAUAAGCUCAUCUUUAUCUUUC